Sesamum indicum (sesame) is the source of this 1854-nucleotide messenger RNA. RefSeq names its product putative N-acetyltransferase HLS1. Gene Ontology annotation, molecular function: acyltransferase activity, transferring groups other than amino-acyl groups. The record is from RefSeq and is a predicted model, not a curated record. Lineage: Eukaryota; Viridiplantae; Streptophyta; Magnoliopsida; Lamiales; Pedaliaceae.
CCCCACUCCCACCAAGUAUAAAAGGAGCACUACUGGUUAACCCUAUAUAUAUAUAUAUAUGUGAGCAACUGUAAGCAUAACCGCCAUUUCUCUUCCACAAGCCUGAAAUCAAGACUAGUUCUUGUUUAUUUCUUCUUAAAUUUCGACACGAUUUUCUGUUUUUUUCUGACUUCAAAUACACGUUAAUAUAGGACCUAUAAUUUCGCGGCCUUGAAAAAGCUGCGAUUUUUAGCCUCCCUCCACCUAUAUAAGCACCUCAUUCGCAAGGCAAACCCUACUCGCCCAAGAAACAACCUUAAUCUCAACGUACGUGCGUGUUUGGGUGGGAUACUGUUGUUGUUGUUAUUAUUAUGUAUAUAGAAGUAGGAGGAGGAGGAGGAGGAGGAGGAAUGGUGGCGGAGGGUGGCGUGGUGGCGGCGGUAGUGGUGGUGAGGGAAUACGAUGCGGAGAAGGAUCGGCGGGCGGUGGAGGAAGUGGAGAAUAGGUGCGAAGUUGGGCCCAGUGGGAAACUCUCCCUGUACACCGACCUGUUAGGGGACCCCAUUUGCCGGGUCCGCCAUUCCCCUGCUUAUCUCAUGCUGGUGGCGGAGCUGCUGGUGGUGGGCGGCGGAGAGGAUAAGGAGAGGAGAGAAAUCGUGGGGAUGAUAAGGGGUUGUAUCAAGACCGUUACGUGCGGGACUAAGCUCUCCAGAUAUGGCAAAAACUGCUCCACAAAACCACCUGAACCUCUCCCUGUUUACACCAAACUCGCCUAUAUUUUGGGCCUCCGCGUUUCUCCCUCUCAUCGGAGGAUGGGAAUUGGGCUGAAGCUAGUGCGCAGAAUGGAGCAGUGGUUCGGUGAGAAUGGUGCUGAAUAUUCGUAUAUGGCGACAGAGACUGACAAUCAGGCGUCCGUCAAGCUCUUCACUCAGAAAUGCGACUACUGCAAGUUCCGUACGCCGGCCAUUCUUGUCCAGCCCGUUUUCGCUCACCGUGUCAGGAUCGACAAGCGGGUCACGAUUAUUAAGCUCAGUCCCGCCGACGCCGAGGUACUGUACCGCCGUCGCUUCUCCACCACCGAGUUCUUCCCCCGCGACAUUGACGCGGUUCUGAACAAUAAGCUCAGUCUGGGCACGUUCCUUGCCGUGCCGAAGGGAUCGUACUGGCCAGAGUCUUGGCCGGGGGCCGCGGAGUUCCUGGUGGCUCCGCCGGAGACGUGGGCGGUUCUUAGUGUUUGGAACUGUAUGGAUGUUUUCAGGCUGGAGGUACGGGGCGCAUCGCGGGUGAGGAGAGCGGUGGCGAAGACGACGCGCGUGGUGGACCGGGCCUUGCCGUGGCUGCAUCUGCCGUCGAUACCCGAAGUUUUCAGGCCGUUUGGGUUUCAUUUCUUGUAUGGGCUUGGAGGGGAAGGCCCAAACGCGGCGAAGUUUAUGAGGGCCCUAUGUGGGCUGGCCCAUAACUUGGCCCAAGAGCAUGGCUGCGGAGUGGUGGCCACGGAGGUGGCAAGCCGCGAACCGCUCAGGUUAGGAAUACCCCACUGGAAGAGCCUAUCGUGCGCCGAGGAUCUAUGGUGCAUCAAGCGGUUGGGGGAAAACUACAGUGACAGGUCUGUCGGUGACUGGACGAAGUCUCCACCUGGUCUAUCCAUUUUUGUUGAUCCCAGAGAGUUCUAACAUGUAGUUAGGGUAGAAAGAGAAUCGAAUUUAGCAAAAGACAGGGUCCCUUUUUGCAAUUUUCUCAAGGUUUUGUUUGUUUGGGAUUAAUCAUGUUUCCAGAGCGUUAUGAGGUGGGGGGAAUCGUGAGAAGAUAUGGAUGGGGUUUUGUUGUUUAGUUGUUAUUGUUGUAAAGGGAAUACAUCUCCUUUUUCAAGAUCCU